AUGGGCGCUGUUGUUUCUUGCAUCCAAGGUGUUCUGGGAUCCAUAGGGGCUUGUCUCAUGGCUAUCACCAGUACCAUUGGGGCUAUUCUCACCUCCAUCGUCAGCGGAAUUGUGUCCAUAUUCAACGCUAUAAUCUCUUGUCUGACCUGCGGCGGCUGCUCCAGGAGGAGAAGGGGGGGCCUGGCAACGCAUACCACCGGUAGACGCCGGCACGGAUUAACGAGGACGAGGGUUUAG
Molecule: messenger RNA, 237 nt
Organism: Histoplasma mississippiense
Lineage: Eukaryota; Fungi; Ascomycota; Eurotiomycetes; Onygenales; Ajellomycetaceae
Exons: 2
Coding region: 1-237 (78 amino acids)
Source: RefSeq, a predicted model, not a curated record